AUGGUUAAUUUUCAGUACUACGAUGGCACCUUCCCCACGGCCAAGGAGCAGGCGGCCUUCGAGAGGAGCGUCUUCAGCAAGACCCAUCGGGCAGGCGGUGAGAGGAGCAGCGUCGACCUCUGCGUCUAUGUGGUGGGGGGCUGCCAGGAGAACGAGCUGAUGCUGUCGGCCGUGCUCGCCUGCCUCCUCGACACCCUCGGCCACCUCCUGCGGAAGGAGGUGGAGAAGCGCUGGCUGCUGGACAACAUGGAGGGGACAUUCCUGGUGGUGGAUGAGAUCGUGGACAGAGGGGUGAUCCUGGAGAGCGACCCGCAGCAAGUGAUCCAGCGGCUGAGCCUGCGGGUUGAUGACAACCCUCCAUCUGAGCAGAGCAUGUCUCAG
Messenger RNA from Charadrius vociferus (killdeer), 381 nucleotides. RefSeq names its product coatomer protein complex, subunit zeta 2 (gene COPZ2). Gene Ontology annotation, cellular component: COPI vesicle coat. The transcript has 7 exons. Gene Ontology annotation, biological process: retrograde vesicle-mediated transport, Golgi to endoplasmic reticulum; intra-Golgi vesicle-mediated transport; intracellular protein transport. NCBI's taxonomy places the organism in Eukaryota, Metazoa, Chordata, Aves, Charadriiformes, Charadriidae. The record is from RefSeq and is a predicted model, not a curated record. The annotation marks the transcript as partial.